AUGGGUAAGGAAGAGAAGGCUCACAUCAACGUCGUCGUUAUCGGCCACGUCGAUUCCGGCAAGUCGACCACCACUGGUCACUUGAUCUACCAGUGCGGUGGUAUCGACAAGCGUACCAUCGAGAAGUUCGAGAAGGAGGCUGCCGAGCUCGGCAAGGGUUCCUUCAAGUACGCGUGGGUUCUUGACAAGCUCAAGGCCGAGCGUGAGCGUGGUAUCACCAUCGACAUUGCCCUCUGGAAGUUCGAGACUCCCAAGUACUAUGUCACCGUCAUUGACGCUCCCGGUCACCGUGACUUCAUCAAGAACAUGAUCACUGGUACUUCCCAGGCCGACUGCGCCAUUCUCAUCAUUGCUGCCGGCACUGGUGAGUUCGAGGCUGGUAUCUCCAAGGAUGGCCAGACUCGUGAGCACGCUCUGCUCGCCUACACCCUUGGUGUCAAGCAGCUCAUCGUUGCCAUCAACAAGAUGGACACCACCAAGUGGUCCGAGGCCCGUUACGAGGAAAUCAUCAAGGAGACCUCCAACUUCAUCAAGAAGGUCGGCUACAACCCCAAGACCGUUGCCUUCGUCCCCAUCUCCGGUUUCCACGGCGACAACAUGCUUGCCCCCACCACCAACGCUCCUUGGUACAAGGGUUGGGAGAAGGAGACCAAGGCCGGCAAGACCACCGGCAAGACCCUGCUUGAGGCCAUCGACUCCAUCGAGCAGCCCAAGCGCCCGACAGACAAGCCCCUCCGUCUUCCCCUCCAGGAUGUCUACAAGAUCGGUGGUAUUGGCACAGUGCCCGUCGGCCGUAUCGAGACUGGUGUCCUCAAGCCCGGUAUGGUCGUUACCUUCGCUCCCUCCAACGUCACCACUGAAGUCAAGUCCGUCGAGAUGCACCACGAGCAGCUCACUGAGGGUCUUCCCGGUGACAACGUUGGUUUCAACGUGAAGAACGUCUCCGUCAAGGACAUUCGCCGUGGCAACGUCGCCGGUGACUCCAAGAACGACCCCCCUGCCGGCGCUGCUUCCUUCAACGCCCAGGUCAUCGUCCUUAACCACCCCGGUCAGGUCGGUGCUGGCUACGCCCCCGUCCUCGACUGCCACACUGCCCACAUUGCCUGCAAGUUCUCCGAGAUCCUCGAGAAGAUUGACCGCCGUACCGGAAAGUCCGUUGAGAACAACCCCAAGUUCAUCAAGUCUGGUGACGCCGCCAUCGUCAAGAUGGUUCCCUCCAAGCCCAUGUGUGUUGAGGCUUUCACCGACUACCCCCCUCUGGGACGUUUCGCCGUCCGUGACAUGCGUCAGACCGUCGCUGUCGGUGUCAUCAAGUCCGUUGACAAGUCCGCUGCCACCGGUGGCAAGGUCACCAAGUCCGCUGCCAAGGCUUCCAAGAAAUAA
This is a messenger RNA of Colletotrichum graminicola M1.001, 1383 nucleotides long. Its product is annotated as translation elongation factor EF-1 alpha. Bases 1 to 1383 code for a protein of 460 amino acids. The transcript is spliced from 5 exons. Gene Ontology annotation, biological process: translation; translational elongation. Gene Ontology annotation, molecular function: translation elongation factor activity; GTPase activity; GTP binding. The record is from RefSeq and is a predicted model, not a curated record. Lineage: Eukaryota; Fungi; Ascomycota; Sordariomycetes; Glomerellales; Glomerellaceae.